Messenger RNA from Caenorhabditis angaria, 1692 nucleotides. The record is from the annotation of a GenBank genome assembly. Lineage: Eukaryota; Metazoa; Nematoda; Chromadorea; Rhabditida; Rhabditidae.
AUGAUGAAUUCAACUCAAAAUGCUUCUGUAAUUAUCGAAUGGUGUCCAAAGUAAGUUCUACACAUCUUAGGUUAUAGAAACUCGAGCAGAAUAUUAAAAAACACUUUGGAAUACAUUUUCCAAAUUAUAGGACAUUCGAACAUUUUGUAAUUGAAAAUGUUCGAGGUCUCAAAACUAAUAAUAAAUAGAUCCGAUUUUUUUCAUAUAAAAAAUUUUUUUUUUCAGAUGGCUAUGCCAAUUACCAAAAAAUCAUCCCAAAUACUUAGUGAUCGAUGAAUUAAUGGAGGGUUAUAACGAUUUUCGCAAAACAUAUGUGGGAAUUGGAGCAACAAUUGUACAACUGAAAUUUGUGAGUUUUUCUGGAAAAAAUGAUUGCAUGUGGACUCGGGUGAAAUCAACUUCAAUUUUUAAUUUUUUCAAAGAAAUUUUUUUGAUUUUUUGCAACAGAAAAAUUUUGUGACAUUGGCUUCGAAAUCAUCAAAUCUCAACUAAAUUGUUAAAUUUUCAAACAUUGAUCCCAAUCAUUACGAAAAUAAGAAAAACUGGAAUGAGUUUUUGAUUUUCUGAAUGCAUUGAGAAUUGUUGGAAGCGAGUUUUAGUCUUUGUUUGGAGCCCAUCUCAAGAAAUUUUCCCCUUGUUUUCAGCAGAAAUAGUGAUUAUAAAUAUAUAUUUUUACAGAAACAUCAGAGUGACUUCAAUCGAUUCACAACAUCCAAUAUCGAAUUCUUAAUUUGCGACGAACUAGAUGUUAAAGUUUUCAAUUUACAUGUGGGACUUGAUGAAGACAUUAUAAAAUCACAUUUAAAUCAACGAUGGGAAGUUCGUUCGGUUAGAAAAGAGAAGAAUGCGACAACUGCAUUGGUUUCGUUCACAUCUGGUUAUGAUGUAAAAGAUUUUAAUGACUACUUGACUAAAAAACAUGUGUUUCUGUUCGGGUAAGUUUUAGGUGUUUUCUAUUUUGUUUCAUAAUCAUGAUUUAGGAAACAUAGCUUACCAACGAGAGAAACAAUAGUAUCGGGAGAAGGGGAAACGACAGCUGCAGGAUUCGAUGUAAAGUAAGUUUUUAUGUUUAUCUACAAUUUGUAAAUCUAUACUAUCAAAUUAAUAUUUAAAAAAUUUGUAAUGUGAAUUAUUACAGAACAAUCGAGGUUCCUGAAGAAGAUGAGGAAUGGAAGGCUCAGCUGGAUUUUUUAUUGCAAUUGGAAAAAGAAAGGGAGGUGAAAAAACGAAAGUGCAUCGAAAAAAUCGACCAAGAAUAUGAUGCAAAAGUUGGGGAAAUUGGCGAACGAGAUAAGAAAAGAAGAAAAAACGCAGAAGUUAUGAAUAGUGAGUCAUUAAGAUGGGGUUAAGGGUUGCUCAAUUGGGAUUGAACACAAAUGGAAAAUGUGAAAAAUAUGGGAAUCCCUUUUGAAACUCGAAAUUGAAUUUUGGAUCUCAAAAUUCAAAAUAAUAUCACGAAAUUUUUUCGUACUUUCUCAUUGCAUUUUUUGGAAACUUUUGUGAUGCAUUAUUAAAUAGGGAAUAAACACCACUUGAGCAGCCCUUUUCUAAUUGAUCUAACUUUAAUUCAAUUUAUCAAACUUGUAACUAAUUGUAAAUAUUUUUACAGAGAUAAAAGAUGAAGCCGAAUCGAUGAGAACAUCGUAUGAAAAAAUCGUACAACUAGCGAUGGGAAUGAGCAACAAUAUUUGA